AGAGAGAACACCCCCCCAUCCAGAGACCCCUCAUGCUGACAGACACUCCGUCCCAAACACCUCCUCACCUGUGUGGACAUUAAAGGGUUCAAAUCCAGGAUGGAUUUCUUGGACCGCGGUUACCUUGAAGCGCGCUCUCCGUAUGAUUACACCUUUAAUUUUUGGAACGACUACCUCGGCCUGUCGACACUUGUGGCUAAAAAUAAGAUCCACAGCCCAUCCUGCAGCCCCAACUCCAUCACGGAGUCUCUCAAAGCGACGCUGGGCUUGGAGGAUGAGUCCUCGGAUUGUUCGUGCGUAAUUGGGCACGGUGACGGACACUUGGAGUGCUGCUGCGCGGCGCCGGGUUCUCCUCCGAUCUCCAUCUACGAUCUCAAGGAGCGCAUGUCGCUUCUCAGGCCGUACGAGCACCUGGCGAGUGAUUCGCCACUUGGAGACAGAGAUUCACCUUCCUACAGAGGGAGCUACACCGGGCUCGAUCUGCUGUCCAGACGCAAACAGACUCAGAGGGGCAAACCGGAGCCGAAAGUGUGCGUCUUCUGUCGGAAUAACGGCGCGCCAGAGGAGGUUUACGGCACCCACAUCCUGAAGACGGCGGACGGCAGAGUCCUGUGCCCCAUCCUGAGGGCGUACACCUGCCCCCUCUGCAGCGCCAACGGAGACAACGCGCACACCAUCAAGUACUGCCCGCUCUCCAGGGACCAGGCGAGCCAGAGAGUGGCCAAGGGAGGCAGAGGAGCGAUCGGGAAAAGGCUGAAAAUCUUCUGAAUCAAGUUGCACUGUAACCCCCCCCCCAGUUUCAUGCACAAGACAAGUCCGGAGAAAGAUUUUUUUGAAUUUAAAGUGUCACUGCUUCGUCGGUUCUCUUAUUUCUUGUAACUCUUUGGGCACAUAGUUUUACACAUGGACGCACUGUGCGCAAUAUUUACGCACCCCCCCCCCCCCCCUCCUCCUCCUCCUCCUCCAGCACUCUGAGAUCCAAAAAGAACCAAAGUACUGUACAGAUCGACCUGUGAAUGAACACCUUCAGAAGCUUCAGUGCAAACAGCUGAUGUCAACACAAGAUGCAGCCCUCCUGAUAUGAGAUGAAUGUUUGGCCCAUGUGGAUGUAUAACAACGUCUGACAGCAGACACUCCAUGCAAGAUGCAAAAGAUCUUUAUAUCGAGCACAUUUCUUUUUCCUGAGAUAAAUGUUUUCUACCAAAGGUUACACGUUUUGUAUCGAGAGGUAAAUUUCUGUACCGGUUUCUAUGUUGGAUGUCUCAUAAUCUGUGAUUGUGUGUGUGUGCGUUGUACUCUGCAGACUGAAUGUAAAAAACAAAAGGAAGGUAAAUCUGACAUGCAGUCUUCAAGCUUCAGAGAAUUUAUUUCAUGUGGAAAUAUUUUCCUACAAUUCUUGUAAAUGUAAAAAAAAGAAAAGAGGGCGGAUCAUUUUGUAGCGAUGAGAAGAAGCCUGACAUCCAAAGUCUUUAUCUGUCAAUAGAAAAUGUUUUAUGUGCUUAUUUUUUACCUUAUGUAUCAUUGGGAAAUAUAUUCACUGUAAAUGAUCUCUGAA
Molecule: messenger RNA, 1555 nt
Organism: Labrus bergylta (ballan wrasse)
Lineage: Eukaryota; Metazoa; Chordata; Actinopteri; Labriformes; Labridae
Product: nanos homolog 1
Biological process (GO): negative regulation of translation; oogenesis
Cellular component (GO): perinuclear region of cytoplasm
Molecular function (GO): zinc ion binding; mRNA binding
Source: RefSeq, a predicted model, not a curated record